Monomorium pharaonis (pharaoh ant) is the source of this 3338-nucleotide messenger RNA. RefSeq names its product GPI inositol-deacylase (gene PGAP1). The record is from RefSeq and is a predicted model, not a curated record. Gene Ontology annotation, molecular function: phosphatidylinositol deacylase activity. Bases 209 to 2953 code for a protein of 914 amino acids. Lineage: Eukaryota; Metazoa; Arthropoda; Insecta; Hymenoptera; Formicidae. The transcript is spliced from 11 exons. Gene Ontology annotation, cellular component: endoplasmic reticulum. Gene Ontology annotation, biological process: endoplasmic reticulum to Golgi vesicle-mediated transport; GPI anchor metabolic process.
GCUUAUGCAAGUUGUGUGGAUAUACCAUUUUACUCCUGCUGCCAUUGUAGAUCCCGCAUAAGUACAAACACAUGCUUUUGAAUUUAAUUUGAAUUUUUUUUAGAAGAAAUCAUAACCUAUUUACAAUCUGAAUGAAAGUUGGUGUGCCAAAAUAGCCAUUAUACUGGAGUAGGCGCAAAGCACACCACAAAUAACCACAAAAAAAAGAAUGAAAGCCGACGAAGAUGAUAGAAAUCCAGUUUGGUUCGAGAGAAGUCAGAUACACAAAAUGACCUCAUUAAAACGGAUAAUGAUCUAUGGUUCGUUGGUGCCAUUUUUUAUCAUGCUCACUGUGCUUUAUGUUCUUGGAGUUGCAAGAUAUGUCACUGAUUUUGAGGAAAAUACGUGUGAGAUGACAUAUAUGUUUGAGUAUCCGCAGUACGUGAGAAUAUCUUUGAAAAAUGACAUAGAAGAGAAAUAUCCACGAUUUGGAUUGUAUGCCUAUGGAGAAGGCUUUCUAACAGAAAAAUUGAGAAGAAUGCACUUCACUGGUAUACCAGUUCUUUUCAUACCUGGCAAUGCUGGUUCUCAUGAGCAAGUACGGUCUAUUGCUUCAGUAAGUUUAAGAAAAAGCCGAAAGACUUCCUUUCACUUUGACUUUUUUACUGUUUCAUUUAGUAAGGAUUAUUCUGCAUUAUAUGGAGGUGUGCUCAUGGAACAAACUGUGUAUGUUUCACAUUGUAUAAAAGCAAUAUUAGCUUUGUACAAUGGCAAGGCAGACAAUGUCGUAUUGAUUGGUCAUUCUAUGGGUGGUAUUGUAGCGAAAGGAGCUCUGUUGCUGGCACCAAAUAUGAACGUUUCGUCUGCAAGUAUGAUAAUAAACUUAGCUUCUCCCUAUAAUCCCUCUUUAGUUCUCGACAGUGUCUUCGCUAAUUAUUAUUACGAACUAGAAAAACAUUUGCACGAAAUUAAGGAUGCGGGAGUUAAAGUAGUAUCGAUCGGAGGUGGACCACGUGAUAUACUUGUACCCGCUGCGCAAACUUUUGAUCAUACAGCAGAUAUAAAUGUUCUUUCUACGAGUGUACCGACCGUUUGGAAAUCUACGGAUCAUUUAAGUAUUUUAUGGUGUAAACAAUUAGUGUUUGCAAUUGUACGAUCGUUGUUUGAUUCCGUGGAUUAUUUGGCGAAACCACCUAAAAUUACAUCGAGUUCCGAUUUGAAAAUGAAGUCCUUAUCCUAUCAUUUUUUACAACAUACUUCGGGCAAGAAGCUAUAUCAUUAUACAGAAAAAGUUCAAUUUGAAGCCGAUGGCGAAUGGGUGCGCAUACCUCAACAAUAUGUCUGGAAUAAUAAGAACGAAGUUAAAAAAUCAUCUACUAUAUAUCUUGCAGUGGAACUAUUUCACAAAUCUGAUUUCUUAACUAUUGAUGCGAUAAAUUUACAAAACAAGGAUUGGCUGUUUGUAUGCUCGGCUUUCAAAAAGCAAGGUCAACAAAAAAUUUGUGAAUGGGGUUGGAACUUGACAAAUAAAACAAGACUUUUACCUGACCCUUUAUACCGAUCAAGAAGAACUAUUGAUUUAGAUCUAAAAGAGAUAAAAUAUCCACAUAUUACGCAUGCCAUUGUCAGAAUAACUCCGGAUGAUUUGGAGAAAUAUCUUACAGUCAGCUUUGAUUCCUAUUUUUACAACAAUCGAAUCGAAUCUACAAGAAAUAGAUUUUUACAUCCUAAAUAUCUCUUUGGCUUUCGUGGGCCUAAUUUAAUUGAAACUGUCAAGAGAAGUAUAAGAUAUUAUAUAACACUUCCCAACAUCAUAGACGCAGUUACAAUUGAAUUGAAAUCGCUGAAUUGUCUUAAGUAUCACGCCAUUGUUGAGUUGUUAGAGUCAUCAAAUGUAGGAUCGACUCAAUCGAGAAUCUUUACGAACACAGAUGAUGGUCCGAAAACGAUGAAAAUGCAAACACUCUAUGGACGUUUCAAUGAUGUAGCAAGAUUGAGAAUGACGUUAGAACCAGAGUGCGUUUAUACGAUCAAUAUUCAACCUGGAGGGAUUGUUGACAAGAUUUCUUGUAGAAUACGAGACCGUUGGCCAUUGCUUUACAUGGCUGUUAUAAGUUUACUCCUACUUUUCAUCUCUAUAAGGAUACAUUGCGAUUCGGAUACAUUACCGACGAUAGUCAUUACCAUAAUAUUGUCCUUUGUUUUCAACGUUACUUACGAAACCUGCAUCGCUUUAUGUAUCAUUGCUAUAUCUGCCAUUGGUGUGUGUUUCUCUGUCAUAUUUCUUGGUUCUGUGGCACAUGGAAUAGCUGUCAGGUUUAUAGCACGUGCAAUAACAUUCUCGAUAAUGUGGUCAGACUGGUUAUUAAGUGGCUUAAAUCAACUACCAUUUAUUUUAACUGUUCUCGUGUUGUCUUUAAUUCCAACAACAUGUGGAGCUCUUGGUAUGCUCAUUUCAGUAUUCCUUUACUUUUUGAAGUUGACAAGAAUGUACGAAGAUUAUUUAGAGGAUAUAUUAGUGGCCCCGCUUCAACAUUUCAAUUGGUUUAAACGUUUGAGAAGAAUAAAGAAUAAAGAAGAAAAUGAUAAAAAUAUUAGUCAAGAGAUAUACGACCAUCUUAUCUUGUUCUUAUUGUGUACUUUCGCUGCCAUUCCAGCAGUUCCGUCUGUCCUAGUUUGGGCAAAAAAUUUCAGCUAUGACACUAGUCUCUCUACAGAAGAUCGUAUCCUUAUGACAAGUUGGACAAUAUUAGCUGUAUGCGGUAUGUUAGGUAUCGUACAUAUUUCUUCUAGCCAUAAGGGAUAUCGUUCGCUUAUAUUAAGCAAUCUAUUACGUUUCACAAGUUGGGUCAUUCUCUCUAUGACAGCAGCUCCACGUCCAUCUUUUUAUCAGUGGUGUAUGCCACCUAUUACUGCCAUAGUAAUAACCCUUAUCACACUAAAUUCCAUGAUUCCUCAUGAACAAUCCGAUUAAGUACAAUUUGACAUUACAGAAAUUAUAUUUACAGUAUUUGAAAUACGUUUACAUGUUUUUUUUUUAAUAUUUAUUUUUUGUAUAAAAAUCUGAAUUUAUAGCUGUAGCAACAUUAUUAAAAUUUGUGUCAUAUAUCUCUAAUAUUAUAAUAAAUUAAACGACGAUAACCACAUACGCUAACAUAAAUAUUAUUUUAUAUAAGAGUAAUCAAAAUGUAAUUGUGCAAAUAAGAUAAAAUUUAGUUUAAGGCAGCUGUUUAGUACAUAUACCAUUAACAAUUGUGAGAUAGCCAAAGGAUAAUACUUAUGAUACAAAAGCUCAUUGUGAUAUGUAUGUGAUAUAAUAUAAGUCUUAUUCAAAUCAAUAUAACUUGUUAACCAAAAAA